UUUCGCGGCUUUAGUUAAAAUACCGCCUCCAUUUAUAACAUUGUCGUUGUGAUCAGAGGUUUGUUUUCAAGUUUUUGGAUUGUUCGAACUCUGGACGUUUGUUUCACUGGUGAAGAGGUAAUCUUUCAGCGUGAUCUGCACUCAUCUUUUUAAGGACUCCGCCAAAGUCAAGAGCCUCAUGGCUGACAAACUCAAGAACCCCAUGAGGGAAAUUAAGGUGCAGAAGCUGGUUCUCAACAUAUCAGUUGGAGAGAGUGGAGAUCGGCUUACCAGAGCUGCAAAGGUUUUGGAACAGUUAAGUGGUCAAACUCCUGUCUUCUCCAAGGCUAGAUAUACUGUCAGGUCGUUUGGAAUCAGGCGCAAUGAAAAAAUAGCUUGCUAUGUUACGGUACGAGGAGAAAAAGCUAUGCAACUUUUGGAGAGUGGAUUGAAAGUGAAGGAGUAUGAAUUACUUAGAAGAAACUUCAGUGAUACAGGUUGUUUUGGUUUUGGAAUUCAGGAGCACAUUGAUUUGGGUAUCAAGUAUGAUCCUUCAACUGGUAUUUAUGGCAUGGACUUCUUUGUAGUCCUAGAACGCCCUGGUUACAGAAUUAGUAGAAGGAAGAGAGCUGUGUCCCGUGUUGGCAUUCAACAUAGGGUGACCAAGGACGAUUCUAUGAAGUGGUUCCAGAACAAAUAUGAGGGAGUGAUCCUUAACAAGUCGCAGAAUAUCACCGGUUAAAUGCCUAGUUGUGUUUAUUUUUUGCUGUGAGUACCCUUAGUUUCUGCGUAAUAUUUUUGACACUCAACAAAGGGUCUUUCUUUUCUGCCGAGAAGUUUUCUUAUUAAAGAAUUUUGGAAGAUCAUAACACUUUUAAGUAAGAGGAACCAUUUUCUUUUA
Cryptomeria japonica (Japanese cedar) is the source of this 880-nucleotide messenger RNA. Its product is annotated as large ribosomal subunit protein uL5z. Gene Ontology annotation, cellular component: ribosome; cytosolic large ribosomal subunit. NCBI's taxonomy places the organism in Eukaryota, Viridiplantae, Streptophyta, Pinopsida, Cupressales, Cupressaceae. Gene Ontology annotation, molecular function: structural constituent of ribosome; RNA binding. The record is from RefSeq and is a predicted model, not a curated record. Gene Ontology annotation, biological process: translation. The transcript is spliced from 5 exons. The coding region runs from base 179 to 721 and encodes 180 amino acids.